CAUUAAUUUAAACCACUAAAGCAGAAAAUUAAAUGCAUGUACGUUGCAUUCACAAGCCAUUUCUCUCUAUAAAUAAACAAUGCCAUUUGUGGUAAGCACAAGCACAGACUAAAGAAACAACAAUGAACCCUUCUCUUCAUCUAACAGUCACAGCUUUGUGCUGUCUAGUUGUUGUGCUUGGAGGGUUACCCUUCUCUUCAGAUGCACAGCUUGAUCCUUCCUUCUACAAAACCUCUUGUCCAAAUGUUCAUUCCAUUGUUCGCGAAGUUCUAAGGAACGUUUCCAAGACGGAUCCUCGUAUUCUUGCCAGUUUCAUCAGGCUUCACUUUCAUGAUUGCUUUGUUCAAGGUUGUGAUGCAUCGAUCUUGUUGAAUGACACGUCGACGAUCGUGAGUGAACAAGGAGCUUUUCCGAAUAACAACUCAAUAAGAGGUUUGGAUGUUGUGAAUCGAAUCAAAACUGCGGUGGAAAAUGCUUGUCCUAAUACCGUUUCUUGUGCUGAUAUUCUUGCUCUUUCUGCUGAAAUUUCAUCUGUUCUGGCUAACGGUCCUGAUUGGAAAGUUCCAUUGGGAAGAAGAGAUAGUUUAACAGCAAAUCAAUCACUUGCUAAUGCAAAUCUUCCUGGCCCCUCUUCCAACCUUACUACACUAAAAUCCUUCUUUUCCCGUCAAGGCCUCAACACUACUGAUCUAGUUGCACUCUCAGGCGCUCAUACGAUCGGUAGAGGUCAAUGCCAAUUCUUCGUUAAUCGAUUAUACAAUUUCAGCAACACUGGAAAUCCCGAUCCAACUCUCAACACGACGUACUUGCAAACAUUGCAAGCAUUAUGUCCCAAUGGUGGACCGGGUACCACCCUCGCCAAUUUGGACUUAACCACUCCCAAUACAUUCGACUCAAAGUACUACUCCAAUCUUCAAGUUCAAAAGGGUUUGUUUCAGAGUGAUCAAGAGUUGUUUUCGACAAGCGGAUCAGACACCGUCGCCAUUGUCAAUAGCUUCAACAACAAUCAAACUCUUUUCUUUGAAAAGUUUAAGGCCUCAAUGAUUAAAAUGGGUAAUAUUGGAGUGUUGACUGGAGCUCAAGGUGAAAUUAGAAAACAAUGCAACUUUGUUAAUGGGGCUUCUGUUGGACUUGAUUCAAUGGUCACUAGAGAAUCUUCACAAGAUGGUGUUAGCUCAUACUAAGUAAUUUUAAUUAAGACAAGUUGGUUAAGCUUAAAGUACCUAAUAAAGAGUGUGUUUUAGAGGCACAUGCAUGUUGUGCUUUUGUGGUGGAUGGUGAUAGUUUUGUACUUUGUACAAUAUGGCCAAUGAUGCAGUGUUUGUAAUAUCUAUUUUCCUAUUAUAUGAUAAUACUUAUGUGUUA
Molecule: messenger RNA, 1365 nt
Organism: Lathyrus oleraceus (garden pea)
Lineage: Eukaryota; Viridiplantae; Streptophyta; Magnoliopsida; Fabales; Fabaceae
Product: peroxidase A2
Exons: 4
Coding region: 123-1184 (353 amino acids)
Biological process (GO): response to oxidative stress; hydrogen peroxide catabolic process
Molecular function (GO): peroxidase activity; heme binding
Source: RefSeq, a predicted model, not a curated record